AUGCUGAAACUAAUUAGUUUGCUAAUUGGUUUUAUUGCAGCGGUUAGUGGGACGCCAUUGUUUGGUAUUUUGGCCAACCCUUUUGCACCAAAAUUUAGCACCAUCCAACCUUCAAACCCAGAAAUCACAACUGCUGCCGCCUGUGCACCAACAUCCAAUUACAAAGAUAUCGAAUAUGUUUGCGGAAAUGUUUUUGAUAGAAUUUAUAUAAUAUUUCUGGAAAAUGCAGAUUAUAUGAAGGCAGUAGAGGACUGUCACCUGAAAAAGCUCCAGAAAAAGGGAAUCACCCUCUGCAACUAUUGGGCUCUAACUCAUACAUCAGAGCCCAAUUAUAUUGCGGCAGUAGGAGGUGACUAUUACGGACUCGACACUGAUGAUUUUGUCAGGCUGCCUGAGAGAGUAUUUUCUAUUGUCGACCUGCUGGAAUACCGCAACAUCAGCUGGGCAGAGUACCAGGAACACAUGCCAUUCACCGGAUAUCAAGGAUUUGAAUAUAAAAACCAGUGUAACGGAGCGAAUGAUUAUGUCCGAAAACACAAUCCUCUGAUAAUGUAUGAUUCAGUGACUAACAACGCCCGACGAUUGUCGAACAUCAAGAACUUCACCGAGCUCUACAGCGAUGUCGCCAACAGGGCGCUUCCACAGUGGGCAUUUAUUACAUGCAAUAUGAGUAACGGCGGACACGACACCACUGUCGCCAAAGCAGGAGAAUGGGCCUACAAUUUCCUAGACCAAUUAUUAGUUGACGAAUACUGCUUUCACAAAACACUUCUGGUGCUCACCUUCGACGAAGUAGACAGAAACCCCAAAAACCGCGUCCUAGCUCUUUUACUCGGCGACAUUCCGUGCGAUCUCCAAAACACAGUCGACGAAACCUACUACGAUCAUUACUCUCUGUUAUCAUCGGUUGAGGCCAACUGGGACCUUCCGAACCUCGGACGAGGCGACUGCGGUGCAAAUACCUUCGAAGUAAUAGCACGAACCACCGGCUAUAAAAACAAACAGGUCGACACACGAUUCAAAUUCAACGCCCUGUCCCCUCCCGGCUGGCUAGCCGAAUCCUUCAUUUCCAUCCCCCCACCCGACCUCAACGGCCAGGGCGCCGGUGGCCCAAUCCUGCCAGAAAUCGCCCGAGUGUGGCAGUAG
Molecule: messenger RNA, 1146 nt
Organism: Sugiyamaella lignohabitans
Lineage: Eukaryota; Fungi; Ascomycota; Dipodascomycetes; Dipodascales; Trichomonascaceae
Exons: 1
Coding region: 1-1146 (381 amino acids)
Biological process (GO): phospholipid catabolic process
Molecular function (GO): hydrolase activity, acting on ester bonds
Source: RefSeq, a predicted model, not a curated record